AUGAACCAAGGCAUCGACGCCCGCCGCGCCUUUCUCGAUUCACUCCUCUACUGGUCCACCUUCGUCGCCAGAUGCAUCGCCCAGCGCCUCGACAGCCAGCGCUUCCACGACUUUGUCCCCCUCGUCCACGCCCGCCACCCUCUCCCUGCCGCCGUCGUCGCCCAGCUGUUCCUCCAUCCCCAGCCCGACAACGACGUGAGCCUCGAUCCGCGAAUACCGCCCUACAUCCAGGUCCUCAGCCACCUGGGGUACAUUGACGCCCCGUCAUUGCUGCGAGCCCUCUACAAGUUCUCGUCGCUGCAUGCGCACAUCAAGAAGUCGCCGUCGCCGUCGCCGUCGCCGUCGCAACACGACCCCGGCCGCGAGCCGGGCCAAGACGACGGCCGGGGAAAAGAGCCAAGGCGCUGGAGGGGCUCGUCCUGGGCCGAGGAGGUCAUGUUCUACCACGUCAUCAAGACCAUGGUGGAGGGGACCGCCUUGAGAGACUCCAGGUCCGCGCUGGAGCUGUGCCAGGCCAUAGCCAAGUGGAUGGAGCUCUUCACCCUCGCGUCCAACGCUCUUGCGGCCGACGCUCUGCACAACUCGCAGGCCUUUCAUGACAUGGACGUUGCGCGAGCUGCUUUUAUUCCCCUGUUGCUGCGCUUGGUCGAGACGCCCGUGUUUGUGCAGGCCAUUAGCAGGCCCUUUGCCAGAGGCUUCAGGAAGCAUCUGUCGAAUAGCUUGUCCGGGUUUAUGCAGACCUUGCAGCAUGCGCCGUUUGUGGAUCGGUUGGAAAUCUUUCGCAGCGAUACGCUGGCAAAGCUUGAUCCUGUGGAUAAGAAGAAGCAGGCUGCUGCUAAUGCGGCCAUGGACGAGCUGCUGGAAACAACCAUGGGGGUGGAUAACUUUGUCAUUCCAGACUUGCCCAUAUCCAACACGAGAGCGGCCUUGUACGUGUUUUUGAAUGCAUCGCUUGCAGGACGUCCCUUGAUUGACGAUCACGUUUUACUGUCAUAUAUACACAACCGAUACCAGGGUCAGACGCAGUCUGGCUUCAUUGACCUAAUACUGGCCUCGUUUGACGUUCUUGCCAACGCCGUGUUUCGCAACGAAGCCUCCAAAGAUGCCCACGUGUUGAAGUCGUUCCUUAUCAACAAAGUGCCGUUGCUGCUGUGCCAGCUUGCUGCUGCCCACUUCGACACCAACUCGUCCGAGUUUUGCAUCACGGAAGCUCUGAACCAAGUAGACACCAGCAUUUUCCCCACCGCGUCUCUCAUGUUUGACGAGACGAGAAACAACAAUCCCUACACAGAAAGUGUACGCGAGGAGUUUUGCACCUCUUGCGCCCUUCACGGAUUGGUGCAGCGCGAGCACGUCGAGAGGAUCCUAGGCGAGACGUCCAUGUCUUAUGAGCCCUCUCUGGAAAAAUAUGCCAAGGACAAGCUUGUCCAAGAUUGCCUGGCAGAUGCCGACAAGAUCCAAGGCUUGAUAAGAGACGUCGAGAAGACGGAUGGCAAUGCCGGCGCCGUGGCUCAAGCGCUCGUUGACGUGAUGCGUCAGCUUUGCCAAAACAAGGAGACCAUGUCCUUGAAAAUGCUCUGCAGCCAGCUGGCGCAAAAGCCGCAGACCCUGGAUAUCCUGCUUCUUUUCGAAAGGCUCCCAACUAUUUUGGAACCUGUGUGUCAGCUGCUGGAUAACUGGCAAUACGAAGAGGAUCAAGGAGAAUAUCAGCCCAUCUACGAAGAGUUUGGCUCGAUUCUGCUGCUGGUGCUGGCGUUUGCCUACCGAUAUAACCUCACUGCGGCGGACAUUGGCAUUUCCUCACCGGACUCGACCGUUGCCAGAAUUUUGACGAGAGCCCACGUCAGCCGCGAGCGGGACGAGCUGACGGACCAGGAAAAGGGCCACGUCAGCGGUUGGAUCCACGGCCUCUUUGAUAGCGACUCUGGCGGUCUUGGCGACGACUUGAUGUCUUCGUGCCCGCCGCAGGACUUUUACUUGCUGGUUGCCUCCAUCUUUCAAAACAUUGUCGUGGCUUACACAUAUGGAUAUCUGAGCGACGACGCCCUCAAGGGGGGUGUAGAGUACCUCGUCGACACGUUUCUGUUACCCUCGCUGGUGCCUGCGCUACGAUUUCUCACCGACUACUUGUGGGUGGAGCAAAGGGAGCAAACGGCCGUCAUCAAGAUUCUGCAGCUGAUCCUUCUCCCCAGCUCGAUUUCAGGAGAGGCAAGCACCAUGCUGUUCUCGGUGCGGAGCCUGGUUGCGAAGCCCCUGGAGCACUCGCUGCGCACCUACCAGCGGCAGGAUCCCAAGAACCAGGACAUUGAACCGUUGCUGAGGGCGCUCAAAGACAGCCUCCCCCAAUCACGGCGGACCGGGGGCGCAGACCACCACGAGCUCGAGUCGUGGGCCAGCAGCUCGAGCUCGGGCCUGUCGGGCGCUUUGCGACACACGAUCCAGGGUCUGGUGCAGUGGGCCAUGCACCCGACGGCGAACAGCAUGCCCACGUCGUACACGCACAGGCAGCUGAUGGCGGCGGUGCGCAUCAUGGGAGCCAAGCGGACGCUCGGCGUGCUGCUCGAGGAGACGCGCAUCCAGUCGGAAGCCGGCAGCGCGAGCGUCGUCUUUGACGUGGUCGGGGCCAUGGUGUGCUCCCCCAACGUAACCAACGAGGGUGGUGGCCCGCCCACCACGAGCCAGAUGCUGGACUCGUCGGGCAGCGUGACGUGGUCGGCGCAGCGGGCGCUGACGCUCCGGCAGGUGCUCAGGUCGUGCGCGCAACGAGCCGGCAAGCUGCAAGAGGACGACGCGGUGCUGGCGGAGAUUGUGAUACGCCUUCACCGGCGCGUCGAGGGGCACAUGACGGUGGCUCUGCCGCAGCCGCAGGCGAUUCUGGAAGCACCAGGCAUGCAGCUGGACCUCACGGGCGGGGGCGACCCGGGGCUUAACCCGGGGCUUGGCGACGUGGAUGCCAUGGCGGCGGCAGGGGGUGUCGGGGGCGACGGCUUGGCGGUGGACGCGGUCGGGCUGGACGCGACAAGCGAGAGGGACUUGUUUGGAGGGCUGGACACGAGCAUGGACAUGUUUGGGUGGGAUGGGAUGGAUUUGACGGGGAGUUGA
This is a messenger RNA of Ustilaginoidea virens, 3102 nucleotides long. RefSeq lists its product as uncharacterized. The record is from RefSeq and is a predicted model, not a curated record. Gene Ontology annotation, cellular component: mediator complex. Gene Ontology annotation, biological process: regulation of transcription by RNA polymerase II. The coding region runs from base 1 to 3102 and encodes 1033 amino acids. The transcript is spliced from 6 exons. Gene Ontology annotation, molecular function: transcription coregulator activity. NCBI's taxonomy places the organism in Eukaryota, Fungi, Ascomycota, Sordariomycetes, Hypocreales, Clavicipitaceae.